AUCCACAAGGAGGCGUUAUCUCUAACAAUUCCCCAGAGAAACAGUUAUUCUCCCCCUCCGAUUCGGGAAAAGUGGUAGAUUCCACGGCGCGCGAGGCUCCAAACGGUUUUGGUUGUAGUAGAAGUGAGGAAACUGGAAUCUCUCAGGAUGGAGGAGAAGGUGAGCGAGGAGAACACUGAGGAGGUGAAGAUGCUGGAGGCUCAGAUCAGUCAUCUCCAGGCUGAAGUUGCAGCGUUGCAGCGCCAACAGCGGGAAAACCACAAGGAUAUGACAUUCAAUUUCCAGGGACAUAUGCAGGAUGCCCUGUCGUACAUGUGCGGAGAGAGACCUGUAGGAGGGAAGGAGAAGGUGGUGUCCAGGCUGAAGGAGGAAGUGGAGGAGCUGGAGGAUGAUCUGAAGCGGCAGACACAGAUGAAUGGGAUCAGUCUGAACAGCUGCACCACAAAAACUCUGCAAAGAAGUAGCAGAAAGCUGGUCCAGCAGGUCUAUGUAUCAGGCCGCUGCUCUGAACUGGUCUUCCAGGUGGAGUUCCAGCUCUCUGAGGUCAAGGAGGGUCAGAGAUCUGAGAGGACGAUCAGUGAUCUGAAUGUGGUGAUGGAUGCCAGUGACCUGCAAAACUUCAGCAGCUUCCUGUCUGGGGUGGAGGAGAGCAAGAAUCUUCUGCUGUUCUUCAGGACUCUGAGGACUUUCUCAGACAGAUGUGAUGACCGGUCCAGAACCUUCCAGCACUUCCAGGAGAAGUAUCCGUCCAUCGUCUCCCUUCCUGGAGGCUGCAGGUCAGAGGUCAUGACCCUGAAUCAUCCUAAGCUUCCUGGCUGCGUCUUGUUCGUUCAUUGGUCGGUCAAAGUCUCCAGAGAGGGUGGAGUCACUCCAAAAAUCAACCUGCUGACAAAGAUCCCAGAGAAAGCACUGCAGUUGUUUCCCUCUCAGGCUGUAGGGGGCGCUGCUGAAGCCUUUCACAGCCUGCUGAGGAUUCUGGGACCUGAAGCCGCCUUGGAGUCGGUCAUCAGGGCGGUCAGCCUCUCACAGGACACAUAACUCACCCCUGAACCAUUAAACCAUAAGAUGUUAAAACAAUGUUAACCUGAAAAUAUUAGCUGAGAUCUGUGGCACAGUAAAAGCUUUAUAUGUAAUAUUUUAUUUUUUCAUCCUUUUCUAUUUCAGAAAUGUGUUUUUUAAAAAAGUGAACACACAACAACGGUUUAGUCUCUUAGAAAUCUUUAUUCAAUAGAAAGAGCACGACUGUGACAGCUGUAACAGCGGAGCUCAUUGGUCAAAAUCUACAAAAAUAAAUAAUUUAAAUACAAAA
Messenger RNA from Lates calcarifer (barramundi perch), 1309 nucleotides. RefSeq names its product centromere protein P (gene cenpp). Bases 148 to 1038 code for a protein of 296 amino acids. Gene Ontology annotation, cellular component: chromosome, centromeric region; nucleus. Gene Ontology annotation, biological process: CENP-A containing chromatin assembly. The transcript is spliced from 9 exons. Lineage: Eukaryota; Metazoa; Chordata; Actinopteri; Centropomidae. The record is from RefSeq and is a predicted model, not a curated record.